AUCAAUGGUACAACAAGAGUACAACAGAGUAUAACAGAAACAGAGUAUGUACAACGUAUAACACCAUCCAACACCAUCUCAGGUCUCAGGCUCGCGUGAGAUGACUGGAUGACUCUGGAUGACUCCUGAUGACUCCUGUCACGGUCGAAUUAUUAACGAGUAUAUAAUGACAUCGACACCGAGGGUUUACGUUUUACAAUUUUGUCUACGACAUUCUUGUUCUUAAAACAGGCCGUGCAUUAUGUCGUAUAUUGUAAACAUUUGAUAACUAGUCCGAAAAUAUUGUGCAGCUUAACGAGAUAAAAGGUAGAGAGAAUGGCUCGACCGAAGCAUAGAAUUAACACGGAUAUAUGCGCAGACUGCGGAGCCCUCGAACCAGGAUGGGCUUCAUUGAAUAGAGCCAUUUUGUUAUGCGAUGAUUGUUGUGGCAUACAUCGUAGUCUUGGCCGUCAUAUAUCCAAUAUAAAGUCACUUCACAAGAGCAUCUGGCAUACAAAUUUACUCAAUAUGGUGCAUACAUUAAAUGAUAAUGGAGCAAACAGUAUUUGGGAACAUUCCCUUUUAGAUCCUAGUAACUCAAAAAUUAGUAGAAGAAAGCCACAAGCUAAAGAUCCAUUGCAUCCAGUAAAGGAUGAUUUUAUUAGGGCGAAACAUCAACAUUUAGCCUUUAUAUUACGUCCAAGUAAGGAGGAAUCCUGUAGCGAAGAGGAAUUAAGUAGGCAGUUACACAGUAGUGUCCGUACAAGUAAUUUAGAAACUUCAUUAAGACUGCUUGCACAAGGUGCUAAUCCAAAUUAUUUUUACAAGGAGAAAGGUACAACACCUUUACAUGUAGCUGCUCGCGCAGGACAAGCUUUGCAGUUAGAACUUUUAAUAGCCAAUGGUGGGAAUCCCAGCAUAAUUGAUUCAAAUGGGCAAACACCUGCUGAAAUUGCUAAAAUGGCAGGGCAUGUAGACUUGUCUGAACGUAUAGUUGAAUGCAUGUAUGAAGUAACAGACAGACUGACAUAUUACAUAUGUUCACGUAAGCCAGAUCAUGGAAUGGAUGAACAUAUAAUUAUUCCUGAAUGUACAUUAUUAUUGGAACAAAGUGACCUAUGCUUAGAAGGAAGGAAUAGAUUACAGUUGUUACCAAAUCAUUUGUUGGAAGAAUUAGCAAUGGACGUAUAUGACGAAGUAGAUCGUCGAGAGAAUGAAGAAAUUUGGUUUGCAACUGCAUCUUCGCCAGAUAGAUGUACAGUACCUUUUCUACCAGUUAAUCCGCAACUUUCUUCUACGAGAAAUCAAGGUAGACAAAAGCUAGCAAGAUUUACACCAAAGGAAUUCGCUACACUUAUUAUAGAUCUGCUCAUUGAAGCUCGUAGAAGACAUAUGGUUACAAGUAAUUCGCCUCUUCAAGAUCCAGCUGUUUCUAUACAUCGUAAAGCACAACUGGGAAAAUACGGAUCGCAAAUGUCUGACGAUGAACCAUUAUACGAUAGCGUUGCUUCUGACGACGAUUCCGCGUUAACAUCGACAGACAAUGCAGUGCCUGAGUAUUCAACGUUACAGUUUAAAAUGGACAACGAGGAAGCCUUUGCACCAUUAGCCAAGGGUCUUCCGUCCGUUGUAGAAGUUCUGAAAAAGCAAUUAACUCUUUCUGAAUCUACCGUCAGAGAUCUUCGCGAGCAGAUACAUACAUUGCAGAAUACCGUAGAAAAACUUACGCAUGAGAAUAACGAGUUAAAAAAAAUGAUUCACAUGAAAGAGUCUACUGAUGGUAUUAUCAAUGGUCAUGUCGGCGGAGAACAAGAACCAGAGUUGGAACCCGUACUGGAUAUAAAAACAUCCCUUAAUAGAAGCAAUCAGCGACCUGCGUCUAUGUAUGAAACAAGAGAAGGUUUACGAAAACCCAGCUCGUGGUCAACGACUAUAUGUCAGACAAAACGAGACCCAGAAACCAUGUCUCGCGGCAACACGCAAAGUCUAUGGGCAUGCGGCGCUCCCAGUCUUCCUCCCAGUGAAGAGGUCACUCGAAGGACUGAACAAGUUACAAGGAGAAUUCAAGAACUCUGGAUGGCUAUGCAAGAUCCGAAGCAACGAGAAGCUUUCGUACCUUGCGCGGAAAGAAUUCGAGUCGCUGUUGCCGAGCUCACGGCUAUAUUUCCUCAAAAUCCCAUCGAAGAAAACAUCAGAUCUGCUUUACGACAACUAAACGGUAACACAGGUAGGCUCCAAGCAGAAUGUUCUGGUCUUCAAAGAUGUACCAGCGACGUUGAGCACAUGGAUCGCUGUCUUCAACAAGUACGUUCGUGUGCUUACGAUAUUGCCAAAGCAACGAAGCUUCUCGUUACUCAAUUUCAAACGUAACAGACUUGAGGGAAAGUAUUACAAUUUAAAUAAUUUUCUACGAUGUGUAUAUAAUUUGUACAGGCACUUGAGAAUCGCAAUACUCAGAAUCAUCACAAACAUUCGAUAAGUAUUCGUUUUACAUUACGUUAAAGCACAUUGUCUAAUAUUCUCUUCUUAUUUUUAUGUAAAUAACGGGAAUAAUUUGAAUGCACGAAACAUUCGUACGGUCCGGUUUAAAAAUACGGAACAUGACAUUUUUUCAAGAUCCCGCUACAUAUUUACGUAAUGUUUAAUAUUUCAUGAAGACUGAAUAGCCACGAACCAAUGAAUUUUUAUUAAUAUGCAAUUUAAGUUUAUGUAUCUGGUUUUAUAAACGUAACCAUUGCUCGUAUAAGCUGGCACGCAAUGAAAAUUCUAAACGUGGUAAUUAUUGCUUCCAUUCGCGCGAUAGGGAAAUAAAUAAUCAGUGCAAUACUAAUUAAAAUUGAUUGCAUGUCAAAUAAUUGUUUACGACAAUUAAAUGUACGGCGAAAAAAAAAAUGUAUUAAUAAAACUAUGUUUGUAUUAGUGAUACGAAUGCAAUAAUACAAUGUUUGUAGAUAAUUAGUUCUAUUGGGAAAUCGAUGUAUAUUAAUUAUCCAGCUUAUAUUAAAGCAUAACAAACGAGUGAGAUAUUCGUCGCCAGUAGAAAGAAAGUAUUUUUUCUAUUAAUUAGUAUGUCUAUACGCUGUACACAGUAACGCAUAAUCAUUUUAACUGUGGUCUACAAGUGAAAUUUUCUUGUUAUAAUGUUGAAGUUAGAAAUAUAUGUUUCAUUGUAUAAUAAAGUUUAAAUACUAUGUCAUCGUUAAUGUACAUUUGAUAAAUUUACUUUUCCGAAAGCUUCUAUAUAUCCAAAGACUAAUAUUUCAUAAUUGUAUGAAAAUAAUCUUAUGUACAUAAUAAUAAUAAUAAUAAUUCAAAAUAUAUACA
Molecule: messenger RNA, 3303 nt
Organism: Hylaeus volcanicus
Lineage: Eukaryota; Metazoa; Arthropoda; Insecta; Hymenoptera; Colletidae
Gene: Git
Product: ARF GTPase-activating protein GIT1
Exons: 13
Coding region: 316-2349 (677 amino acids)
Biological process (GO): brain development; regulation of ARF protein signal transduction
Molecular function (GO): GTPase activator activity; protein binding
Source: RefSeq, a predicted model, not a curated record